AUGUCUCCAGUUUUAAGGGAUAUGAGAAAAGUAUCUCUGUUGUCCUGCUAUGUAGGGCUGUCUCCUCUAAAAUUCGACAAUAAACAAUUGUCUGUUUCUAAGAUAGUCGUAUUUUUUAUUACGUUAUAUUCUCUUCUUCUGACUUUCGUGGCUUUAGUCACUGAUGUAUUCUUCAGCAGAAGAAAUUAUGAAGGACAACUAGCUAGGUUGGUAUUGGCCCCGCUUCAAGCCUUAUCUUGCAUUUUAAUCUUUCUCAGUUCUCUGUAUGCGUUUUGCCAUAUUAAAAAACUGAAUCGUUUUCUUCACGAUAUGGAGAUGGUCGAUGCUUAUUUGAAAAAGUUUAAUUUUUCCAAAUCAUUUCCUUCCAACCUUUCUAUUCCUACUUCAUCCCUUAUUUGUGUAGUUAUAUCUCUCGUUAUCAAAAUAAAUUUGAUAACAGAUAAGCCAUCGUAUUUGUACGUAACCCUCCAACACAUAGUAUGGGCACUGAUACCAAUACCAAUUUAUCAACUGAAAGGUUUCUUAAUGAUCAUCAGUUCUCGGAUUGAAGAGAUCCUUGCGAUCUUGAGAGAUACCAGGUCAAAUAAUACGCUUUGUGUCUUGACGAAAUGCCACUGUUUGGUUGCAAGAUCGGCAGAACAAUUGAACGAUGCAGUUUCUCUGAUGUUCUUUUCAAUUAUCCUGUUUAUUUUUAUUCUCCUUAUAGGAGAACUAUAUUCGUUAUACUUUUUAUCUUUUGUGUUUAAAUAUGGUAAAAUGUUGGUCAGAAUAACUUGGAUAAUUUACGGCUUUACUAUAAUCAUUCCCUUAGUUUCAACUUGCGAUUUAAUAUGUAAACAGACUCAAGAAUUUUAUCAACUCUUAUAUCGUUUAAUGAUCCACGAUAAAUCUGACCAGGUCUGGGGCAACACUUUUAUGUCACUUUACACUUGUUUGAAGAAAGACAUCAAGUUCUGUGCUUUUGGUGCGUUUUGUAUCGACAAUAAACUUCUGAAAUCAAUCUCGGUUGGAAUACUUACACAUUUGAUCAUUCUUAUUCAGGUGAGCCAAGAAAUACCCGACUACCCUCUGAACGCUCAUCAUACCGAAGUAUCACAGUAG
Molecule: messenger RNA, 1101 nt
Organism: Nezara viridula (southern green stink bug)
Lineage: Eukaryota; Metazoa; Arthropoda; Insecta; Hemiptera; Pentatomidae
Source: the annotation of a GenBank genome assembly